GGGUGGUAACACGAGCCGGCGGUGAUGACCCGUCGUAGAUAUUUUCCCACCAUCCCCGGCCCGUCCUCUCGCUAUCUAAUCCUCUACCGUGUUCUGUGUUCUCAGAUCCUCUCUCUUCAGCAGCCUCCCUCUCCUCCCUUAGAUCCCCUCCCCAGCAGCUUCUCCUUCGCCGAGUCAUGGAGCUGCAGAGAUGCAGACUUGCCCCGCCUUCCUGCCGCGCGAGGUCCGGCGCCGCAGCAGCAGAAGCAAGCACAGCAGCAGCCAUGUACGCCGCCCUCCGCCGCGCGGCGCCACUCCGGCGGCGUGCCGUGUCCGCGCUCGCGGCCGCGCUGCUCCAGCAGCAGCCGGCGGCGUCGUGGUUCCACUCGUACCCGUCGCGGCUGGGGUUCCGGGAGACGGGGCCGCGGGCGCGGCGGCGCGGGCGGAGUUCGCGGCGGCCGAGGAGGGGUCGUUCUACGAGGAGGACAAGAGGGCCGCCAGCGCCGGUGGCGCGGCGGACCAGGGUCUGGAGAUUGCCAAGCUGGGGAUCUCGUCCAAGAUCGUCGAUAGGCUCGCCAAGAAGGGCAUCACCAAGCUGUUCCCCAUUCAGAGAGCUGUUCUUGAGCCAGCAAUGCAAGGAAAGGACAUGGUUGGUCGUGCCAAAACUGGGACCGGUAAAACUUUGGCAUUCGGAAUCCUCCGCUCCGCGUCCUGCCUGCUACCCUGCUGCAUUGCGCACACUUUCAGCCUAUCUAAUGGGUUGCACGAUACGAGGAGUCAUUUUGGAUCCAUUUGUGGCAUUGCGAAUGGGGCAUUCAGGGACAGGCAGGGACUCAAUUCUGGGAUGAAAAGAUGGAAAAAGAACUUGCUGAGGGACAUCUAUCGAGUACAGUAUUUGACAGGUACAUAUGCCAGACAUGCAUGUUUAAUGUAGAAUAAGCUAUAUAUUUUCCUGGUGAAUGGCAGAAACUGAAAACAUGUCUAUUGUCUGCUUCUUUCAGAUGUUUAUGUCUAUAUUAUUUCUUUCAAACCAAGAACUGUACUAAUUCAUAUCCCAUUCCAUGUCAACUUCAGCAAGUACUGAUACUAGAAUUUGUGUGGAAUAUAAUUGGCUAAUAAAAUGUGAUGAGUCAGAUUUAUCCAUUCACCUUUAACUUAUGUUUGGGCAAUAAUCUCGAUGUAUGAGCUCAUAUGGUUGAAUUCUGCUGCUAUAAUUAUAUAUUAUAUAUGUUGUACAAAUGAUGCAAUAUUAUUAUAUGAAAA
This is a messenger RNA of Panicum virgatum (switchgrass), 1242 nucleotides long. RefSeq names its product DEAD-box ATP-dependent RNA helicase 53-like. The record is from RefSeq and is a predicted model, not a curated record. Bases 191 to 913 code for a protein of 240 amino acids. The transcript is spliced from 4 exons. NCBI's taxonomy places the organism in Eukaryota, Viridiplantae, Streptophyta, Magnoliopsida, Poales, Poaceae. Gene Ontology annotation, molecular function: ATP binding; nucleic acid binding.